This is a messenger RNA of Spathaspora passalidarum NRRL Y-27907, 1638 nucleotides long. It is a transcript of the gene SMI1, whose product is annotated as Smi1p. NCBI's taxonomy places the organism in Eukaryota, Fungi, Ascomycota, Pichiomycetes, Serinales, Debaryomycetaceae. Gene Ontology annotation, biological process: cell wall biogenesis; regulation of fungal-type cell wall biogenesis. The record is from RefSeq and is a predicted model, not a curated record. Gene Ontology annotation, cellular component: mating projection tip. The coding region runs from base 69 to 1574 and encodes 501 amino acids. The transcript has a single exon.
AGCAUUCUUAUAAAGACAACCAAGAAGUUUCAACACCACACAUAAUAUAGGGAUAAGAGUAUAUAAUCAUGGGUCUUUUUCAAGAGUUUAAAGCGUUCAUUCAUUCAAUAACCACCGAUGAUCAUUAUGCCUCGUACGAUUCUCGGUACCGUAAUGGUAGUAGUGGCGGGGCACCAGGCUUAUCGCGUGGGGACAGUGGAUUGGUUAACAAUGGAUCAACUUCUAGAUUGAACGAAAUCAGUCGAUUGAAUGGAUCUGGCCAUUCGUUUGAACAAGCGGCUGCUGCGGCUAAGAUUGGAUAUCGUCCUGGAUUAAGACUGCAACAGGAUUUGCCCUUGCAGACCUUUGACGAAAACGGUCAACCUCCUUUACCUUCUAUUGAUUCCCUCUGGGAUAGAAUUGAAAGAUGGAUGGAAGAAGAAUAUCCUGAAUUGGAAGAUAGUUUGAAUGAUGGUGUCACCACUACGGAUUUGAAUGAAUUUGAGAAUGAUUUAGGAUGUGGGAACUUGCCGGAAGAUUUUAGACAAUUCUACAAGAGACACGAUGGACAAUUAAGAGGUGGUAGACCAACUGGAUUAUUUAUGGGAUUGGCAUUAUUGGAUUUGGAAGGAAUUAUUGAAGAAAACGCAAUAUGGUUAAAAGUCGCCGAAAGGUUAGAAAGACAACAAUAUAUGGUUCAACAUCAACAAAAGGAAGGAACUUCUUCAACUGCAUCAUCUAGAGGUUCUUCUGUGAAUAACUCAUUUAUCGGUAACCAAAGAUCUAUUCCCCCAAAUUCUAUUCAGCCAUUUUACUAUCAAAAGGGGUGGAUUACAUUAAUGAAGGACCACAUCGGAAAUCAAAUUGCUUUGGAUUUAGCACCAGGUCCACAAGGUAAAUGGGGACAAAUAAUUAUAUUUGGACGUGAUUUCGAUACGAAAUUAGUCAUUGCUAAUUCCUUAACUGAAUUUAUAUUUAAUUUCGUCACAGAUUUAGAACAAGGUAACUAUCAAAUUGAUUCCAGUGUUGUUCAAGAAGAAUUAGGAUAUUUAGGAAGAGAAAGAAACGAUGAUUAUAUGAUUGGUGAUGAAGACGAAGAUGAAGGCGAAUUAUUCUUCUAUGAUCGUGAUAAUAAAGAGUUUGGUAAAGGUGCAAGAGGUAAAUUAAGUUAUAUUGAAGUAUUCAAGAGACGAACUUUAAAGAAAUACGGAUUAACUGAAAAUUUUUCAACUCAAUUUACUCCACAAGUUAAACCUACUGCUUCUGCUGCUCCUAAAUCGGGUACUAGUUCUCCAUUAUUAAACCAAUCAAGAAACAGUUCUGCUUCUAACUUGAAGCCAGGAUCAACCAAACCUGCUACUUCAAGCCCACUAGUUAAUUCUGGACAAUUUUCAGUACCCAAGGAAACCAUUAUAGACGAUAAGACUACUGCAAAACUGACCCCAGAAAUUAUGGUUGACGAUACUGACAAGACGCCAGAACCGGAAAUUGAGGAAUCCAAGCCAGAAGAAGUAGUAAAAUCAAAGGAAGAAUCAAAAGAAGACUUAAAGGAAGAACUAAAGGAAGAAGAUCAGGAUGUUAACAACUUGGUUUAAACCAAAUAGGAGAAUAUAAUAGAAAUAAUACCUAAAUGAGAUUAGACUUUAUAGUUUAUAUGUU